AAUGGGUGGCAGCAAACGUGGUCAACACAGAACAAAAGCAAAGGCCAAGACGCUGGAUAUAAAGAUAGCAGGGCUAACCAACAAGCACAUAAUCAACAUCAGCAAACCCAACAACCGCAAUAUCAGAAGCAGCAGCCUCAUAGUCAUCAACACCAACACCAUCACCAGCAGCAGCAGCGCACACCAAGCGAAGGCAUAUCCAUUGUUGGCAAAUCAAAGGGCAAAGUGUCAGAGGAGCCUCUCCGAACCAUCGGAAUAUCCAUAUGGGGAACAGCACGGCCAGCAGCACUGGAUAUUACCCGUAGCUCAAGUCAGCAGCAACACCAGCAACAUCACAAACACCGGCGACAGGAGCAGCACCACCAUAAUUACCAGCAAAGGCGGGACAGAAAAAGAAAAGAUCAGGGCAUGACGAUAAAGUCUCCCCACAUAGACCAGGAUAGAAAGCCGUACGAUCGACCAAAUGGCAGUGAGCGCAGGAGCCGCAGCUUGUUUGGAUUCCAUAUGAGCCAGGUAGUACACCAGGACAAUCUAGAUCGAAUGACUGCGGCGGCCGCUGGCAUCCACAUGAGGCCAAAUGAAGAAAAUGAUAAUUGUCGACAGUCUUUUGGAUCAAAACCGCUGCCCAUUUCCACACCGGCUACUGUCCCCUCGGCACAGGAUUUAAUGAUGUUUGCGAAGGGGCUUGCCGAUUUGGCGGCUUUGGCGGUGGAUACAGCGAAGCGGGCUUCUGGAGAACGGGAGAGGCCCGUCAUGAAGAGCGUGUUUGUAGAGGCCAGGGAUGAUAUGGUGAGUGCGACCCGGAAAGAUCUGGGCGUUGGGUCAUCCAAUGCUGCUAUAGAGAGAAAGGAUACACAUAUGGAGGUUGAUUCCCGGUCUCCUGCUAGAGUGAUUCCGCCACCGCCACCACCUCCUGCUUCCGCGCCUUCCAUUUCUGCACCGAAAAAAGUCGAAUUGGAAGACUUUGAAAUCGGAAUCAAUGAUUUGAUCGACUUUGACAUUUCCGAUAUGGAAUAAAUACUUUUCAUUAAUUUUCAGUUUUUUUUAAAUUUACAAAAGAAUAUUAGCG
This is a messenger RNA of Kickxella alabastrina, 1069 nucleotides long. RefSeq lists its product as uncharacterized. The transcript is spliced from 2 exons. The record is from RefSeq and is a predicted model, not a curated record. The annotation marks the transcript as partial. NCBI's taxonomy places the organism in Eukaryota, Fungi, Kickxellomycota, Kickxellomycetes, Kickxellales, Kickxellaceae.